Austrofundulus limnaeus is the source of this 1736-nucleotide messenger RNA. Its product is annotated as isocitrate dehydrogenase [NADP], mitochondrial. Gene Ontology annotation, biological process: isocitrate metabolic process; NADP+ metabolic process. The record is from RefSeq and is a predicted model, not a curated record. The coding region runs from base 165 to 1520 and encodes 451 amino acids. Gene Ontology annotation, molecular function: magnesium ion binding; NAD binding; isocitrate dehydrogenase (NADP+) activity. Lineage: Eukaryota; Metazoa; Chordata; Actinopteri; Cyprinodontiformes; Rivulidae. Gene Ontology annotation, cellular component: mitochondrion. The transcript has 12 exons.
AUGAAGUAUCCAGCUCUGCGGUCUGCAUCAUGCUUGUGGAAGAGCUUUUUGUUUAUUCAUGCAGUAUUUCCCCCGGGCUCCUGUGCUGCGUCGCUGUUCAUUCAAACAGACAGAAGAGGCUCCGGGUCCUGCUGCUGCGUUACUGACCGUAACAACCUGUAAACAUGGCGGCUCACCUGAAGGCGGUGAGCUCCGCGUGGAGGGCGGCUGCUCUGGCACCAAACCCCGCUGUGCUUUCACCUGCUGCCCUUUGCCAACACAGACUGACACAGAGAAACUAUUCAACAAAGCGCAUCAAAGUGGACCAGCCGGUGGUGGAGAUGGACGGAGAUGAAAUGACUCGCAUCAUUUGGGAGUUCAUCAAAGAGAAGCUCAUCUUACCAAACGUGGACGUGGAGCUGAAGUACUUCGACCUGGGUCUGCCUUACCGAGACCAGACGGACGACCAGGUCACCAUCGACUCCGCUCUGGCAACGAAGAAAUACAACGUGGCUGUGAAGUGCGCCACGAUCACCCCCGAUGAGGCCAGAGUUGAAGAGUUUAAACUGAAGAAGAUGUGGAAGAGUCCCAACGGAACCAUCAGGAACAUCCUGGGCGGCACGGUUUUUCGAGAGCCGAUCCUUUGUAAGAACAUUCCUCGCCUCGUUCCUGGUUGGACUCAACCGAUAACGAUUGGCAGACAUGCUUUUGGUGAUCAGUACAGGGCCACGGACUUUGUUGUGGAAAAGCCUGGAAAAUUUAAGCUUGUUUUUUGCCCGAGUGACGGGAGCAAGCAGCAGGAGUGGGACGUGUACAACUUCACGGCCGGGGGCUGCGGGCUGGGGAUGUACAACACUGACGAGUCCAUCACUGGUUUCGCUCACAGCUGCUUCCAGUACGCCAUCCAGAAGAAGUGGCCUCUGUACAUGAGCACCAAGAACACCAUCCUGAAGGCCUACGAUGGCCGUUUCAAAGACAUCUUCCAGGAAAUCUUUGAGGCGUCGUACAAGCCCGAGUUCGAUAAGCUGAAGAUCUGGUACGAGCACCGACUCAUUGAUGACAUGGUGGCCCAGGUCCUGAAGUCCUCCGGAGGAUUUGUUUGGGCCUGUAAAAACUAUGAUGGAGAUGUACAGUCAGAUAUUCUGGCUCAAGGUUUUGGAUCUUUGGGUCUCAUGACGUCAGUCCUGGUGUGUCCUGACGGUAAGACGAUCGAGGCGGAGGCUGCUCAUGGCACCGUCACCAGGCACUACCGUGAACAUCAAAUAGGCAAACCCACCAGUACCAACCCCAUCGCCAGCAUCUUUGCAUGGACCAGGGGACUGGAGCACCGAGGAAAACUGGAUGGAAAUUCUGACCUAAUAAAGUUUUGUCACACUUUAGAAAAAGUCUGUGUGGAAACUGUAGAAAGUGGAGUGAUGACUAAAGACCUCGCAGGGUGUAUUCACGGCUUGUCCAACGUCAAACUGAACAAACAUUACGUCAACACCUCAGACUUCCUGGACGCCAUCAAGAACAACCUGGAAAAGUCUCUACACAAGUGAAGAACAAUCAGAAGUCAAACUUACGAGCUGUAAACAUUUAAUUUUUACUUUUUGAAUCCUUGAAUUCAUUGUUCAUAAUGGAAACAAGUUUUUGUGCCUUUUUGUACUUCCACGUCCACAUGAUCCUUUUAUACUGCACAGAUGGAACAGUAUUUACUAACUGAGCUGUACUGUUUGCAUUCAUGGAUAUAAAAAUGAUCACUACUUACUAAAUAA